Messenger RNA from Dioszegia hungarica, 552 nucleotides. RefSeq names its product Ser-Thr-rich glycosyl-phosphatidyl-inositol-anchored membrane family-domain-containing protein. The record is from RefSeq and is a predicted model, not a curated record. Lineage: Eukaryota; Fungi; Basidiomycota; Tremellomycetes; Tremellales; Bulleribasidiaceae. The transcript is spliced from 4 exons. The coding region runs from base 1 to 552 and encodes 183 amino acids.
AUGCUCGCCUUCGCCCUCCUCCCUCUCCUCGCGCUCAGCGCCAUGGCCAUCAAGGUUACUGUGCCGAACAACAGCACAGGGUGGACCAGUACCGGGCCUCAGAUGAUCAUGUGGGACUCCGUCUCCACUGAUCCCGGGAACUUCACAAUUCAGCUGAUUUCGCCCAACACCCCCAACGCACCCACCACGCUCGCCAAAGAAGUCAACACCGCCGAUGGGUCGUACACGUACACGCCCACCUCCUACGUCGCUGUGGGACAGCAGUACCGCGUCAACUUUAUCUCGACGAGCAGUCAGGCGGGGAUCUUGGCGCAGAGCGAUUACUUUGAGGUCAAGCAGGGGGAUGCGACUGCGUCUAGCUCGUCUAGCUCGGCCAGCUCGGCCAGCAUGAGCGGCGCGUCCCAAUCUGCUUCGGCGACGCUUAGCCAGAUCUCGGCUUCCGGGUCAUCUGCUGCAGCGGCUGCGUCGUCCUCCAGGGCCGCUGGGCAGCUCACGGCCGGCGUGUCGGGUGCGGGUGUCGUUGCUGCUGCUCUGCUCGCCUUCUUCGCUUGA